Molecule: messenger RNA, 3225 nt
Organism: Neogale vison (American mink)
Lineage: Eukaryota; Metazoa; Chordata; Mammalia; Carnivora; Mustelidae
Product: basic proline-rich protein-like
Exons: 4
Coding region: 1-3225 (1074 amino acids)
Source: RefSeq, a predicted model, not a curated record
AUGCGGGAGAACCGGUGCCCGCGUCUCGAAGGCAACACACGGCCCCGCGCGGCCGACACCUCCCCGCAGCCGCCGCCGCCGCCGGGGGGGGGGGGGGAGUCAGGAAACCGGGUCAGAGCCGGCGGCUCCUCUAGGCCUCGGCGGCCGCCUCGGGUCCGCGCGAGCCCUCAGCACCCGCAGUCGCGUCGUGUCGGGACGAGGCUACGGACCCCCCGCGCUCCGGACGAGGCGCGCCCCUCCCCGCCGCCCCUGCAUGAAAGGGACGCGCUGCGGAGAAGCCUCCGGACGCCCUCUUCUCCUCUACCUCCAGCGGCCGCCGCUUCCUCCUCCCUCCGCUCCGCGGUGGGGGCUCCGGGAGGUCCCGGGCGACUCCGAGCCCGGCGGGGCUGGCUCUGCCCGCGCUCCGGAGCCCCGGCCGGCCGCGUCGCUCCCCAGCUCGCCCCGGCGGCAGCGCUCCUGGGGCCCGGGGCCGCGGAGGGAGCCCGAGCGGCGUCGCCGCCGCCGCCGCUGGUAUGUCAGGGGCCGGGAUUGUAUUUCGAAAGAUCCGCCAUUUUCACCUCGUCAUCACCAUCGCAAGGCGCCCGCCCACAGACCCGGGGAAGCCGCCGGCCCGGCCCGCCAACCUUCAAACGCGCGGAGAGGCCCACGCGCGCUCGCCGAGACCGCCCGCCCCGCGGCGGAAGGGGGUGCUUCUGCGGGCCCGCGGCGGCCGCAGGGAGGUCGAGUCCCGGGCCCGGCUUGUUUCCGAGCAGCAGAGCCACACGGAAGGACAAUGAAGAACCCGAAGUCCCUCGUUCUCAGACAAGCAACUUGAGGCGCGGACCACGGAGCGCGCGACGGACCCUCGGCGCCGGGCAGGACGCCGGCGUCCCCCCGCGGCCGCCCUGCCCCCAGACCCAGUCCGCGGUCGCAGGCCCGGGCGCUCGUGACGACGCGGCCCAAACCCGCCGCGCCUGCGGCUGCCCGUCUGUCGCCGCUCGGAGAUGGGGACGCGCGCUGAGGAGUGCACGGCGGCGAAAGCGCGGAAAACGCGCCUCUGCCCUAAAUCACUCGCCGCGCGUCCGAAGGUCCGUCGGCGGGCGGGACCGGAGCCCGCAAGACGCGUCCGCUCGGGCAGAGCGAGUGGCCCCGCACGAGGGCUCCGCCCGCCGCGCUGUGGCCCCUGGAGGGCACCGGGGCGUUCAUCGUCCCAGGAAGCCCCACGACGCGCGACCAGACGUGCGACAGGACCCGAGUCGGUCCUGUCUGCUGGGUGCGGGGAGCUCUGGCCACGCCGAACCCCCCGCGUUACAGCCCGGGCCCGCCAGCCCGCCCGCGACCGCCGCGCGGGGUUUCACGGCCGAGCACAGGCCUCCACGGUCCUCUGGGCCGGCCGGUGUCCGCGGGGCGAGGUGGCCGCCGGACAGGCCGCCCCACCCCCUCCCCCCUCCGGGGCGACGAGCCCGUCCGGGACCCGGCGGCCCCCCCCGCGCCCGGCCGCUCGGACCCGGCGUCCCGCUCCCCCCGAGGCCCGCGCCCCGAGGCCCGCGGUCCCCCCGUCUCCAAACUUCACUCCGCCCCCGCCAGCUGUUUACCGUUGCUCGGCCAGGCUCAGGGCGGCCCGCCGCCGGCCCCCGGGCACCUCGGGGUCAUUACGACACUGAGCCGGGGGCUUCGCGAGGAAAACGGACGCACACGAAGACGGGAUCAUACAAAGGGCGGAGGAAGAAGGGCGGCGGGCAGCGAGGGAAGCGGGCGCUGGAACGAAAUGACACAGCAGCAGAACCGGUUCCCAGAAACCCGGGGCGACAGUCGGCUUCGCGGGCCACGCAAGGUGCGUGUCAACAGCCGCCGGAACCCUUCCUCCCGCCGGCCGCGAGGGGCGGACGGCCGGGCCAGGGCCGGCCCCGCCGGGUGACAGCCGCCCAGCCGGGCGCCGGCGGGAAGAGGCCGGGCCGGGAGGCUCCCCCCGCCCCCUGCGGCCCGAGGAGGCGGCGCGGCGGCCACCAGCCCGCAGGUUCCCGCUCUCCGCCGCGCCCCGCCGCGCCCCGCCGGCCCGGGCUCCCGCAGGGGGCGGUCCGGCGCCCUCCGCCCGCGCCACCACCCGCAGCGGGGGGCCGGCGUCCCCUGCCCGCUCCCAGCAGCAGCGGCGGCGGCGGCGCCUCCGAGACACAGACCCGGGUUUGUUCAAAAUCACGCGCCCAGCGCCAUUCCACCGCCGCAUCCCAUAAUACGCCGGGCCCUCCCCGCCCGCGCGCCCCUCUCCGCCCGCCCCCUCCUCCGCCGGCCCCGCCCCCCGGCCCGCUUCCUUCGCCCCGCCCCUUCCGCGGCGCCUCGGCCCUCCCUGUGGCAACCCGAGCCUCGCGUGCGUGCGCAGGGCGCGGGAGCACGCUGCGGCCCCACGUGACGCUGCGUCAGAGGCGUCGCCGGGAAGUUCCACCGGCCGAGCUGCGGGGGGAGCCGGCCGCGCCUCGCCUCUGGCUCGCGGCCGGGACGUUCGCGCGGCGGCUGAGCUUCCCGCAGCCCCGCGGGGCGGCUGUGCUGGGGGCAUCGGGCGCGCGAACGCCCUCCCUCCGUCUCGGUUGUCGGGAUCUCUGGGAGCCCGGCGGCCCCGCGGCGUUGCGCUCACCCCGGCGGGGACUUGGCGGUUGGCCGCUGGGACUUCUGGCGUUUCGUCGCCUCCGGUUCCCGCGCUGUCCCUGCUGCGGACGAAGAGGCGACGCCGAGCGCGAGUCGGGGCAGCCGGCGCCGGGGCAGCGACGCGGUGCGGGUCGGGCGACCGGGCGGAGCCGAGUGCAGAGGCCGGCGGGGCCGAAGCGCGUCGUGCGGCCUGCGGUUGCCGGCGUGCGGGACGGAGCCCGGGGCCGCGUCGUCGCGGGGGCGCUUGCUCGGGGGUCAGGCGGCCCGGGUGUUAGGUUGCGGCACCUCGCGCCCGGGCGCAGAGCCGGCUGCCGGCAGAAACCCCGGGACGCUGAGGGCGGCGGGAUUGACAGGUGUCCGCGGCUGCACCUUCCCGCCUGCAGUGUCGCCACGCGUGUGUCCCUGCACACUCGGUGGCAGGGCAGGUGGCGGGAACGAGAGCAGGCCUGGCAGCCAGGGGCUCUGCGGCCGGUGCAGGGAAAGGGAGGAAAUGGAGAGGUGCCCGGCUGUGUUGGGGAUCAGAAGGUGAGUCCGGGUCAUGAGGAGCCUGGCGGGCGAGUGGCCCCUGCUGGUACCAUGGACACCUCCAGGAGACGAGGGAGUUGA